Bathycoccus prasinos is the source of this 1431-nucleotide messenger RNA. RefSeq lists its product with no specific name. The record is from RefSeq and is a predicted model, not a curated record. The transcript has a single exon. Bases 1 to 1431 code for a protein of 476 amino acids. Lineage: Eukaryota; Viridiplantae; Chlorophyta; Mamiellophyceae; Mamiellales; Bathycoccaceae.
AUGGGAAAGACGACGCGCUCGCCGCGUAAACUUCUCAAAAAGAAACACAUCGUCUGCUCGUACCAAACGCCGAAAUCGAAACUGAAAUCUGCUCUGAAAAAAUCCGGAAACAGUAGGUACGCGUCGCAUCAUCGCGUGAAAGAAGAGGAGGAGGAGAAUAGAAAUCGAUUGAUUUUUUCCCCUGCGGGUCAUCCCGAUGAUGAGAACAAGCAGAUACAGAAAACGCCGCUCGGAAACCACGUAAACUUUGCCGACGAAAAGGAGGAAAAAGAAGAAGAGGAAGAAAGGUUGAGCGAGGAAGAAGACGCGUGGAAUUUUGACUUGACCACCACCACGGAGAAGAAGAAUUCAAAGAAGAAGAAUUUAGUCGCAAGACCACCACCCACGCCGUCCACGCCGUUUCACUUUGCGAGAGAUUUUUUCGAGCGCGGGUGCGAAAGCGACGCGGAGGAACAAUCGACCACCGCGAGCAGCGAAUGCGGCAAGUUUCGGUUCGAUUUUUUGGACGACGAAAAAGAAGAGGAGAAAAAUGUUAAGGUAGAAAGAGUUGGAAUGGCGAUGACGCCGCGCUGCGAUGACGCCAAGAGACAGACGUCAAAGUCGUAUCUCGCCGGGCAACGAGACGCGUUUAAAGACGUUUUGUUGCAAGAGUCGUUGCCGUUGCAAAAGUUAGUGGAGAGACAGAAGCAGAAAGUAGAGGUGUUGACGAAGAAACAGGAGAAAAUGGAAGAUGAGGUGAGGGAGCAAUCGAUCGUGAGCGCGGUAUUGAUUGAGCGCACGAACGUGGAGAAAGAGCACGUGGUCAGGAUGGAAGAGAUGGGCGCGAAGCUUUGCGCUUCGGUGGAAAAAUUGGAGAAGGAGGUGAUUGUGUUGAAAUCCGCGGAAAAGGAGAGAAAGGUGGCACCGAAAAUGCAGAAGUUUCUGGAGAAGUGCGUCGGUUUCGGUGCCUUCUUUCUCGGCAAAGAGACGCGAUCGAUGUUGUUGGAAAGUCCAGUCAGCAAAAAGUUGUUCGAAGAAGAAGAAGAAGAGGAAGGCGCCGAAACGCCUACGCCGUCGACGCCGCCGAAAAGAGAGCGAACUAGCGAAGAACUCGCGACGUGCCUCGCGAUGUGCGUCGCCUUAGAAGCCAUCGCAAAAAUUGAAGCGAGCAAUAUGAUGCCAAUCCGAGCGCCGCUUCCGAUUCGACUCGGCGUGUACCUCUCGCGCGUGUACUUUUGGUCAGAAUUUCUCGGCGUCGGCCAUCGAGAACUCGCAAAAAGCGCUCGAAAUACCGCGCAAUUAAUUGUCCUCGCGUCGCGUUUACCACCAUUACCAUCACCACCAUUACCACCACCACCACCAUUACCACCCGCGAAUGACCUCGCGACGAUACGGGUGGUUUUAGAAAAAAUGGCGUUUGUUCGAGGAAAAAUUUUGCGCUGCCGCUCUUAG